AUGAACCCCCAGGGUGGCCAUUAUUUAAACAAGACAGCCGUGCUGUCCCCUCUAGGCGCUGUCCGUUUGACUGAGCUUGUUCUUGGUUGUACCGUGAUCUCUUUAGUGGUUCACGGUGCAGGAUACAGUGCUGUCUACGGGAUCUUCUGCAUGGCAGCGUGGAGCAUUUGCUUUGCCCUCUCGGCAUCCAUCUUCACUCUGGACGUGACGCGUCUCAACUCAUGUCUUCCUGUGUCCUGGGAGAACCUGACUGUGACCCUGGCAGCACUGUCUGCUCUGCUCUACCUCACAGCUUCCAUUGUGUACCCAGUUUACUUUGUGCGUAAUGAGUGCCCAUAUAACGAUUGUGAGGUUAGAAAUUUCCGAAUAGCUGUAACCAUCUGUUCGUGGGCAGCCUUUGUGGCAUACAUCAUUGAAGUUUCUGUGUCCCGGGCCAAACCGACCCGAGCGGCCAGCUACAUGUCUACUCCAUCUGGCCUCCUGAAGGUGGUGCAGGCUUACGUCGGCUGCGCCAUUUUCAUCACUCUUGCUAAUGGUAGUGAGUUCUGGCGUCACCCGGCGACCGUGUACUGCGUGGCAGUAUUCGUGUUGUGUUUUGCCGUGACAGCGCUGGUGGUGACGCUGAGUGUGCUCGGACGCACAACCUUCUUGAGUCUGCCUCUCGACCGUUUUGUAGUGCUCUACACAUUUGCAGCAGUGCUGCUAUACAUGAGCGCUGCAGUGACCUGGCCCGUGUUCUGCUUCGACAGGAAGUACGGCACGCCAAUCAGACCUCAAGGCUGUCCAGGCGGGAAGUGCUCAUGGGACAGCCAGCUUGUUGUGACAGUGUUCUGCUUUCUCAACCUGGCGUUUUAUGUCGCAGAUCUCUGCUGUUCCCAGAGAGCACGAUUUGUGACACGGCAGCCACGUGUGUAA
Molecule: messenger RNA, 915 nt
Organism: Neoarius graeffei (lesser salmon catfish)
Lineage: Eukaryota; Metazoa; Chordata; Actinopteri; Siluriformes; Ariidae
Product: myeloid-associated differentiation marker-like protein 2
Exons: 1
Coding region: 1-915 (304 amino acids)
Cellular component (GO): membrane
Source: RefSeq, a predicted model, not a curated record